AUGGUGUAUCUAACUACUAGUAAUUUUACAAGAGCUAAAAUAGUAUUUCAUUCUUAUUGCCAUUACAAGAGACUGAACUCAGACCCACCUCUCUGCCUUUCCACCUCUCUGUCUUUUCCACCUCUCUGUCUUUUCCACCUCUCUUUCUCUUUCCACUUUACACUUUUACCACCUCUCUCUCUCUUUCAAACGCGCUCUCUUUCCACCUCUCUCUUUCCACCUCUCACUCUUUCCACCUCUCUCUCUUUGCAAUCUGUGCCCUUUUCCACCUCUCUCUUUCAUUCCGUCUCUUUUCUUUUCUCUUUCUCUCUCUUUCAAUCGCGCCUCUUUCCACCGCUCUCUUUCAAUCGCGUUCUCUUUCCACCUCCCACUCUUUCCACCUCUCUCCAUUCCAUUUUCACCUCUCUUUGCGCCUGUCCUUGCUUUUCCACCUUCUCUCUCCGGCAAUCGCGUUCUCUUUCUUUCUCUCUCUCUUUCCCUCCUCUCUCUCUCUUUCCAUCUCUCUCUUUCCACCUCUCUUUCUUUCCACUCUCUCCAUCUUUUCUCCUUUCUCCAUAUUUUUCCUGCUCUCUCUUUCUUUCCAAUCGUCCGUCUCUUCUUCAAUCCUUCUCUUUCUUUCAAUUCUUCCCCAUCUCUCUUUUUCCCCUCUUCUCUUUCUCUUUCUUUCCAUCUCUCCUCCUUCCCCUCUCACUUUUCCACCUCUCUCUUCCUUUUCACUUUUCUUUUCGUUUCCACCUCUCACUGCUUUUCCACUUCCCAUCUCUCAUUAAAUCCUUUACAUCUUCUUUCCACCUCUCUCUUUCCACCUCUCGGUCGUCUCUCUUUCAUAAUGAUUUAAAUUUCAUUUUCGUCUCUCUUUCCACCUCUCUGUCUUUUCACUUCUCUCCCUUCCACCUUUCUCUUUCCACCUUUUGUCUUUUCCACAUCUCUCUUUUUAUACCUUUCUCUUUACUUUCUCUCUUUCUUUCCACCUCUCUGUCUUUUCCACCUCUCUGUCUUUUCCACCUCUCUUUCUCUUUCCACUUUACUCAUUCCACCUUUUCGUCUUUCCACAUCUCUCUUUACACCUUUCUCUUUCCACAUCUCUGCCUUUCCACCUCUCUGCCUUUCCACCUCUCUGUCUUUUCCACCUCUCUGUCUUUUCCACCUCUCUUUCUCUUUCCACUUUACUCAUUCCACCUUUUCGUCUUUCCACAUCUCUCUUUACACCUUUCUCUUUCCACCUCUCUGUCUUUUCCAUCUCUCUUUUCCACCUCUCUCUUUUUUCCACCUCUGUCUUUUUCCACCUCUCUUUCUCUUUCCACCCUCCUCUCUCUCCCUUUUUCCACAUUUCUUUCUUUUGUGCACUUUACUCAUUCCACCUUUUCGUCGUUCCACAUCUCUCUUUACACCUUUCUCUGUCCACAUCUCUGCUUUUCCACCUCUCUCUCUCUCUUUUUUUCCACCUCUCUUUCUUUUCCACCUCUCUCUCUCUUUUCUUCCACCUUUCUUUUCACAUUUCCACUCUCUCCUUUCUUUUUCACCUCUUUUCCACCUCUUUUUCGUCACCCUGUUCCACAUCCACUCUUUUUCCACCUUUUCUCUUCCACAUCUCUCUUUUCCACCUCUCUGCUUUCCCCACUCUGCUGUUUUUCCACCUCUCUGUCUUUUCCACCUCUCUUUCUCUUUCCACUUUACCUUCCACCUCUUCGUCUUUCCACCUCCUUCUCUUUCCACUUCUCUUUCUUUUCCACCUUUCUUUUCCACUUCUCUCCCUUCCACCACCUCUCUUUUUCCACCUCUCUCCUUUUUCACCUCUCUUUCUUUUCCUCCUCUUUUCUCUUUCCCUUCUUUACUCAUUCCACCUUUUCGUCUUUCCACAUAUCUCUUUACACCUUUCUCUUUCCACCUCUCUGCCUUUCCACCUCUCUGCCUUUCCACCUCUCUUCCAUUUUCUUUCCACCUCUCUCUCCCUUUUCACCUUUCUUUGCGUUCCACUUUGCUGGUCCACCUUCCGUCUUUCCACAUAAUACUGAUUUCUUUCUUCCACCUCUCUGUCUUUCCACCUCUCUCCUUUCUUUUCUCUGUUUUCCCAUUCUCUCUUUUCCACCUCUCUCUCUUUCCACCACCUCUUUGCCACCUUCUGUGUCUUUCCACCUCUUUGCGUCGUUCCACCUUUUUUCUCUUUCCACAUCUCUCUUUCUUCCACCUCUCUUUCCUUCCACACUCUCUUUUCUUUCCAUCUCUCUGUCUUUCCACCUCUCUCUUUCCACCUCUCUCUCUUUUCCCCUUCUUUUUCGUUCCACUUCUACUUUUCCUCCACCUUUUCCGUCUUUCCACAUGGAUUUCUCUUUCUUCCACCUUUCUCUUUCCACCUCUCUGUCUUUCCACCUUCUCUCUUUUCCAUCUCUCUCUUUUCCACCUUCUUUACACUUUCUUUUCCACUCGUGUGUGCUUCCGUCUUUUCGUCUUUCCACCGUCUCUCUUUUACAUGGAUCUUUCCACAUCCACUCUCUUUCCCACCUCUCUGCCUUUCCCAUCUUCUCGUCCGUCUCUCCUUCCACCUCUCUCUUUUUCCUCUCUUUCUCUUUUCUUUCUUUUCUUUUACUCUUUCCAUCUUUUGCAUCUUUCCACAUCUCUCUUUACACCUUUCUCUUUCCACAUCUCUCUUUUCCCCCUCUCUCCUUUCUUUCUCUUUUUCCAUCUCUGUCCCUUUCCACCUCUCUCUUUCCACCUCUCUCUCUUUUUCAUCUUUCUUUUGUUUUUUUCCAUUCUCUUUCUUCCCACCGUUCUCUUUCCAUCUCUCUUCCACCUCUCUGUCUUUCCACUCUUCUCCAUCCUCUUCCACCUUUCUCUCUUUCCCCUUCUCUUUUCUUUUUCUCUUUCUCUUACUCUUUCUUUUUCCACCUCUCUGUCUUUUUCCUCUCUCGUCCGUCCUCUUCCAUCUCUUUUUUAAGUUUCUUUCCACUUCUCUCUUUCCACCUUUCUUUUCUCUUCUGCCUUUCCAUCUCUCUCUCUUUCCACCUUUCUGUUUUUCCUUCUCUCUGUCUUUUCCACCUCUCUUUUCACUUCUCUUGCGUGGUGCCUCUCUGUCUUUCCACCUCUCUCUCUUUUCCACUCUUUCCCACCUUUCUCCUUUCCACCUCUCUCUUUCCACCUCUCCCUUCAACAACAAAAUAA
Molecule: messenger RNA, 3159 nt
Organism: Acanthosepion pharaonis
Lineage: Eukaryota; Metazoa; Mollusca; Cephalopoda; Sepiida; Sepiidae
Source: the annotation of a GenBank genome assembly